CGACCAAGUGAACAUCGCGCAUAUGUUGCGUCCUUCCCGUGGACCGUCUUUACAAAAGGCCCGUUUAGUCUUCCUCCUGCCAGAAAAACGACACUAUGGUGGGGCUCUCGCUGUCACGGUGUGACUGUCACACGGUUUUGACCUGCCCUUCAAACCCUGGGACGGUAUUCCCGGUAAAGAUCAAUACAUGCAAAGACUGCCGUACUAGAGACUGCUUCCUGCUCACCUCUGAGUUUUCUCAUGUCCAUACACAAUGCGGACUAAACCACUUCUCUUUACAGCUUUGGCUGCCAUCUUCCGCGGCGUUGCAGCUGCUAGCGAGCCCAGUAGCACUGCCUGGUGUUUCAUAGGGUGUCAACUUGCCGUCGCCGGCAUCACUUUCGGCGGGAGCCCUUCUUUGCUGGUAGAAGGCUACUAUGCGUAUAAUUGUCAGAAUGAGCUCCUCGUUCACUCCACGUAUGCUUGUACCAAGAAGUACUGCCAUGAUGAGAAACAAUGGGAGGCUGGCUUAAAUUAUAUGGAGAAAACCUGCGAGGAGCAAAGUUUUACUCUUCUCGAUGGAAACGUCGACGCAAUUGCGAAUGUUGAUUUGGCCAAAGUCGUCGUUGUUGAGACCGGUGAUCUCACUCAAUACAACUCGACUGCCAUUGCAUCCGAUGAUACGUUUACUAUAGCUUACAGGACAAUCGAUGAGUGGUAUUCUCAGCGUCAAUAUCAUCAAUGGUAUAGCAAAGCGAUGUACAUUUUCUGGGGCAUCGUGCUUGCCCUGGGCGUCGGUGCAAACUUUGCAAGCUGGAUAACUUCUCGGAAGGUCUCCUUGCCGAAUGUCCCGGAAGACAGUAGUGUUCCUCGUAAGGGUCCUGCAAACAAGAUCUGGACAGCAAUACGGACCCAUAUCCUGCUACCUGCAACCUUCUCGAAGUCCUGCAGCCAAUCCAAGCUCGGAGCCACACUUCCACCGCGUGCGGAGACUCUCAUCAUUCUCUCAUUCAUCAUAAUCAACGUUGUCUUGUGUGCCGUGUCCUACACUGCAUUCCCUGGCAAUGCAUACUAUGCACAGACAAACUUGCAAACAUGGAGAUACUUCGCCGACCGCACUGGUUACCUCUCGUAUGCAAAUUUGUCCAUCUUCUUCGCAUUUGGUAUUCGCAACAACAUUCUCAUCUGGCUGACUGGUUGGGAGUAUCCGGUGUUCAAUCGCUUUCACCGAUGGGUCGCCCGCGUGUCUACUCUGGAAGCUGUAUUGCACUCGAUAGGCUAUACUGCCUUUUCAUUCACGUUUGGUGGAUAUGCUGACUACUCAGCAUCCUUCAAGCAGGAGUACUGGUACACUGGUGUCAUUGCCACUACCGCCAUGAGCUUGGUGCUUGUGUUUUCGAUCAUGUUUCUUCGCAUACGCUGGUACGACUUUUUCCUGGUCCUACACAUCGUGCUGUCAAUCGUUACUCUGGUCAAUCUGUUUUACCACACGAAAAUCUUCAAUGGCGAAUACAAUGGCUUUCUGUGGCCAUGUGUAGCAUUCUGGGCCUUUGAUCGCGCUGUCCGCAUUGCCAGAGUUUGCUUCCACUGGGCCUUUGCGGCUACACUCAAGGCGCCUCUGGAAUAUGACACCGAAGGCAACAUCCUCCGCAUCGAUGUCACUAAUGUCUUCUCACGUAUCGCACCUCAAGGCGGUGCUUACUAUUUCCUAUACUCCCCUUUCACACUCUUCGGCUGGGAAAACCACCCCUUUACCCUUGUCCGCUGGCAAGAAUCAAGCUCCCCAUCACUUCCUGGUAGCCCCGUCAUCGACAACGAGAAAACUCCUGACGAGAAGGUCCCUCAAAACACCACCAUAGCGCCAAUCUCCUCCACCCCCUCGACCCGCUACACAUUCCUCAUCCGCCCGUACAAAGGCUACACCUCCAAGCUCGCCCACAAGAUGUCCAAAACUACCAACAAGACCUUCCUCUAUGAAGGCCCCUACGGCCACACUCCCGACCUGAGUACAUACACUGAUAUCCUCCUCCUCAUUGGCGGCAGCGGUAUCUCGGUGGGUAUAUCCGCCAUCUACACCGCCCUCGCCACAAACCCGACCGCCCGCAUCUCCCUAGUCUGGGCAUCCCGCAAAGCCGCACUCAUCGACAGCGUACUCGCGCGUGAACUUAAGUGUGCUGUGGAAACGGGCCGUGUGCACGUCAACGCGCACAUUACCCGCUCGUCCGAUGCGCACAUCAGGGCGGAGAACUUGACGGAGAAAAUCGAGACUGUCAGGCCCAGCGUGAAGGAGAGGAUUGGCGAGGCAGAGAGGGAAAGUGCGGGGAGGCUGGCGGUCGUGGCGUGUGGGCCGGCGGGUAUGAUGGAUGAUGCGCGGAAGGCGUUUGUGGAGGUUCUGCCUGUGGCUAGGGGGCAGAUGGAGUUGUUCAAUGAGGCGUUUUUCUGGUGAUUGUGCUGGAUGAUUGCGGUAGAGCAUACUAAAGGGGGGAUAAAUGAUAAUGUGUGGGACGACAUCUUGUACGAAUUUGCUUAUGGUGCCGAGCCUCGGUGCUAUGUGAUAAGACAGACCUUACUACUCUCUUGCCUGGUU
Pseudovirgaria hyperparasitica is the source of this 2566-nucleotide messenger RNA. RefSeq lists its product as uncharacterized. NCBI's taxonomy places the organism in Eukaryota, Fungi, Ascomycota, Dothideomycetes, Acrospermales, Acrospermaceae. Gene Ontology annotation, cellular component: plasma membrane. The coding region runs from base 254 to 2425 and encodes 723 amino acids. The record is from RefSeq and is a predicted model, not a curated record. Gene Ontology annotation, biological process: iron ion transport; intracellular iron ion homeostasis; copper ion import. The transcript has 4 exons. Gene Ontology annotation, molecular function: ferric-chelate reductase activity.